CAGCCAACGCAUCAACGCAUCAACUUCGGGACCGUGAUCUGGACAAGAAACAAGAAAGAAAAAGCAAGGAAGAGACUUAAUCAACACGCCGCUCUAAUAAUUGAGGUCGAUGAAUUGAAUUUCGUUCAUAGCCCCAUCCCUCUGCACCGACUGUCGUCGUCUUCCCACCGCUUCUUGUCAAUACGAACACCACACCACACCACUCUACUCCACUUACACCACACUGCAACACUACAACACUGCAACACUGCAACUCUACAACACUACAACACACGCACAAACACACACACACGACCAUCCAUCAUGUUUCGUGAAAACCGCCCCAGACGCCCGUCCAUCAUCUCCGUCGUCUCCGCGUGGAGCUCCCCCAGCGACGACGGCAUCAUCGUCACCAAGCACCACCGCCGCACGUCCGAAGACCGCGUCGCGAUUCCCGAAAUGGAGCGCAGCCGCCAGGCGAGCACCUGCUCCGAGCAGAGCUGCGAGGGCAUGACGGCCGACGAGACCAGGGACCUAUGGAGGUGCAUGCUGGAGCUCCAGCUGCGGUACGGCUGCUACAACUCCACCCGCAUAGACAUGGCUCUCGACGCCGGCGACAACGGCAUGGACCUCAUGCCUAACCGCUUCAUCAUCGACACCCUCAACGAGUCGGUCGUCCAUCUCCCCGACGAGGGCCGCGAGCUCUUGAAUCGCUACCUGUGCCCCUCGUCGUGCGCGGACAAACAGAAGUGGAAGUUCUGGAAGAAGGAAUAACGGUCAUUCGUUUCCGGGAGCCUCCAAAAAAAUAUCUUCUUAGUAUAAUUUGCGUAUCUGAGCAUGGACAUUGGGUGCGAUGGGCAUGGGUUUGGGCGUUGUUGCUGGGCACUUAGAUCGGGCCAUUGGGAUGCGGCACAUG
This is a messenger RNA of Ilyonectria robusta, 895 nucleotides long. RefSeq lists its product as uncharacterized. The record is from RefSeq and is a predicted model, not a curated record. Bases 304 to 753 code for a protein of 149 amino acids. Lineage: Eukaryota; Fungi; Ascomycota; Sordariomycetes; Hypocreales; Nectriaceae. The transcript is spliced from 2 exons.